AGGCGGAAUGGAGGGAUACGAUGACUCCAUGGAGGACGAGGGGGAAGCUGCUCGCUUGCUGCCAUCAAAAGCAGAUCCAUCUCCUCUGUUGAACUCUCCACUUCCUCGUCAUCAGAUCUCAUCCCCUGGUGUUUUAAACAGCAAGGUUCCAAAACUGAAAUUAGCGGCGUAUCAUCUUGCCAAGAACUGCAGCAAGGUAGCGACCAACGUUUCCCCUCGAUUCAACAGCAAGGAAGUUUUCCUCGCCGUCAAAAGUCAGCUGGGUCUAGUAGGACGGGGUAGAACAACCAAACGAGGAGGCGAAGACGAGGUGGCUUCAUGUCCAACCCCAACCAUUUCUCACCUCAGUCCCUCUGAAGCGAGUCAUGAGGAUAUGGAUGUUCUCCACGUCCUAGAUGAAUCUUUGCCGGCGGACUGGUUUCAAGACUGUAUUGGAAUUUCAGAAGACAAGAACAUUCCUGCAGUGGUUGACAGAAGAACUCAUGACUUGAGAAGUGCGUAUCAGAGAUCAAGAAAGUCUCCAACUGCAUCGUGCUUACCGUGUCAGGAUUGGUCUGGUGGUCUCAGUGGACCUAAGAACACAGAAGUAGCACAGGAUCAGGUGGGAAGUAUACAAGAGAUUCUGGUGAAACAGACACCAGAACUCCAACAAUUUUUCAUCGCAGAAGAUUCAAGACAUCGAUUGGCCCCUUUGCAUGUGAAUAGGAAACUUUUUGCCGAAGAGCUUUCAGUCGGACAAAAGGAGGAACUUCAUUCCAACGAGGCUCGUUGCAAUGGCAUCAAGGACGAGGGAGCCUCCAUUUCAACUUUGACACUCAUUUGCACUUUGCUGGCAUUAUGUUCUUUUGUCUUGGUCUUCAAGGCCGUCGAUGGCACAUCGCUUGCUUUUUCGAUCUAUACUAGCGCCAACCUUCUUCCUCUUAACGGAAAAUUAGCAAUGUGGUAUCAUAGUGAGAUAGCAUCCACCUCCUCAAACUUGCAACGGAUGAUCUGGCUGGGCUGGACCUCAUCGUUCAAAUCCUACUUAACUCCUGGCUGCUUAAAGGAUCAGACGCCUUCGGGUGAGCUCGUCCACGAGGUCUCUGAACAGGCCUCUGUGGUCAUCUCCCCUCGAUCUUCUUCCUCCAUGCUCUCUCGUCUUUCUCGCUUUCUUACUGCUACCGUCGCCGACUUCCCUCAUGCGAGGAUCUCUCCCUUCGACUAACAGCCAUCGGACCCCUACCCUCUGACUAGACACCCACCCCUUGUCUCCCUAUUGGCUGAAUGAAUGAUGUGACUGCAU
Guillardia theta CCMP2712 is the source of this 1282-nucleotide messenger RNA. RefSeq lists its product as hypothetical. The record is from RefSeq and is a predicted model, not a curated record. Lineage: Eukaryota; Cryptophyceae; Pyrenomonadales; Geminigeraceae. The transcript has 9 exons. Bases 8 to 1204 code for a protein of 398 amino acids.